Messenger RNA from Malassezia japonica, 3279 nucleotides. RefSeq lists its product as uncharacterized. The record is from RefSeq and is a predicted model, not a curated record. The transcript has a single exon. Lineage: Eukaryota; Fungi; Basidiomycota; Malasseziomycetes; Malasseziales; Malasseziaceae. The coding region runs from base 1 to 3279 and encodes 1092 amino acids.
AUGAAUGCGUACCCCGCGGAGCUCGUGGUGCAGCUGCACCCCUUUCUCCUCGUCUCGGGGCUGGUAGGCGAGCGUGCUGGGGAUGCAAGCAAGGUGGCGCGGCUGCCGCAUCCGGUGACGACGCAUCCUGAAGUUUGCAAGGCGCUCGUGGUCGCGUUGGGGCGCCGCUCCAAGCACCGCGUCUGGCAGCCCCCGUCGAGUGCGCCGCGCAUGCACACGGCGCUCGUCGACUAUGCAUACGUCUAUCCUCCGGCAAAGGUCAGGGCGGGAGGACAGUCGGCGAGCGAGGUUGCGCGGCGCGCGCUCGCCUCGCUGCCACCGCGCUCGCCGCUCUCGCCGCUACAGGUGGGGGGGCCGCUCUUCCCGGACGGCAUCCUGGCGCCCGCGUGGAUCCGCAAGCACUCCGAGUACUUGCCGGCGGUGCACCUCGUGUGUAUGUGUCUGCCGAUUGCACAGGGCGCGACGCUCGCCGACGACGUCGCGGUCAUCGACGCGAUGACCGAGGCGCGGCAGCUCGGCGCGGUCCGUGGCAUCCGUGUAGCGGUCGUGCUGCUGUGCCCUGCGAGUGCCUUGGCACGCUCAGACAUGGAUGCGCGGCUUGCGCAUAUACGUCGCGCCGCCGGUCUCGAGGGGCGGGGGUCGCUCUUUGUCCUCAGCGCCGAGACGGCGGACGUCGAGCCGUUUGUGCAAAACGUCGAGCGGGCUCUGCACGGCACGGCUGUAGAGUAUUACAAAGAGCGCGCACGGCACGUCCGCCGCAACCGCGCUCGCUAUCCGCCGCCGCCGUCGGUCGCACAGCCGAUCCUCGCAGCGGCCGGUGCGGCCGGCGCACUCAAGCCGGGGCCGGCCGCCUUCCUGGCGCCCGAGGGGUGGGCGGUGCGCACCGCGGCCAAGCUCGGCACGUUUGCCGAGAUGCAAGGCGACCUCGCCGAGGCCCUAUCGCAUUAUACCGAGGCGUACGAGCACCUGAUGCAAGCGUGCCUCGCCAAUACCAAGAUCCUCGCGCCGCGGACGAAGCGGUGGGCCGAGGCCAAGGUGCUCGCAGACACACUAUCGUUCAAGAUGGUCAAGCUGCACCUGUACAAGCAAGGCGUCACACAGGGCUUGCACCAGUUUACUCGGCACAUCCAGCGUGUCGCCGAGCUCAGCGCGGGCUGGGGUAUUGGGACGACCACGUACGAGUUUUGGAGCUGGCUUGCGAAGCAGUUCCAGCUGCUCGGCGACCUGGUGCAGCAGGCAACGCAUCCUCCGGAUGACACACGCGCCCUCCAACUGGGAGGAGCGCCAGCCGACGCGCUCCUCUCGGGGCCGGGGACGCACAUGUACCACGCGGCGCUCUGCACGAUGGAGCGCGCGGCACGGUUCCGUGCGGUGUCUGACGAAAAAGCCGAGCUGCCGACGUAUGCAAACGAGGCACAGGUGGAUCACACGGCGCUCGUCGUCGAGAUGCUCGGCUCGGCGUACGAGGCGUACCGGCACGCCCAGCUCGUGCGCCAUGCGCAUCUGGCCGCGGCCCGCAUCGCACUCGUGUACGCCGCCGCAGGGCUGCACCAGGACGCGCUGCCGUACCUCGAGCGUGCGCUCCGGUGGUACCGCCGCGACCGCUGGGCCGUGCCCCGCUUCUUGCUGGUCGGCCACACGGCGCAGACGGCGCUGGCGCUCGACGAUAAGCGCGCUGCGCUGCCGUACCUCUUGGAGAUGGCCCAGCCCGUGCCGAAAGAGGCGCGCGACGUGCAACAAAAGAGCAUCGCGGCCCUCUUGCCGCUGCUGGCCGGCGCGGACAAAGACGCACCGGCCAUGGCGCUCGAGCCCGGCGCAGCGGGCCUGCUGGACGUACAGGCGACGUUUGCACGCCAGACGUCGCGCACGGACACUGCAGUGCCUUUUCAGCUGGUAUUUACGCCGACGACGGACCUUGCCUCGUUCCAUUUUGCGCUCCUCCGCGUCUAUGUGUACGGCCGUGCAACACCGCUCUUUUCCGUGCGCCUCGGCGGGGAAACGCACACGGCAGACCUCGGCACGAUUCCGGGCGACGCCACGACCGAGUCGGCCUGCACGCUGGACGUGCGCCGACGUGCUAUCCUGACCGGCGCACUGCAGUGCGCCGAGGCUGGUCCCCUGGUCCUGUCCAACACCAUCUUUACGCUCGAUACCGCGGUUGGCCAGGCGGAUCUAUCGAUUGACAUUGCGCGCGGCGCGCCGCAGUGGGUCCUGCCCACCGGCACAAUUCCGCUGCCCCCGUGUGCCGAGCCCCGGGGCGUACAUAUAGAAGCGCCACCGCCCACGCUCGAGAUGCAGGUCCCCCCUGCUCUCCUCGCUGGCGAAGUCGCGCCGCUGGCGAUCGAAAUCGGCGCACCGCUCGUGCGCGGCGUCAUCGUCCUGCCGCCCGAGACGGUCGAGGCCGGCGCCGCAUUCCUCAACGAGGCCGGCGAGCGCUUCGACACGGCCGAGCAGCCGACGCCGCACCAGCACAGACUCGGCGCACAAACGUCCAAGGUCUGGAUCCGUGCGCCGCAGUCGGCAGGCACGCUGCGCAUCCGGCUGUACGGCGUCGCAUCGCCAGAGUUGGACGCACUUCCGACGACGCAUAUCGACCGCCUCAUUGCCGUGACACCGGCGUUUGGCGUGCGUGUGCACACACAGUGGACGCCGGGCGCCGCGCCGCGCGCGGGGCGCCUCACGACCGAGGUGUGUUACCUCGGCCCUACGCCGCUUGUCCUGCACGGUGCCUCGGUCGACGCCGACGGCAGCCUCGAGGCGGGUGCGCCGCUUGGCGCAGCGAGUGACGCGCCGUGGGAGACGAACGAUACCGCGGUCUGGGUCACGCCGUUCAAGGAGCGCGUAGGUUCGGUGGAUGGCACCGCGUCGCUUGUAAUGCGGUGGCGCCGCUCGCCGGACGCGCCGCUCGGGACGACGCGCCUGCUCCUGGCGUCGCUCACACCGCCUGCUGUGCCGCCGGUGCAGCUCCAGAUCCGUGCACCGGGCCGUGCGACGCUCCAGGACGUGGCGACGGUGGAGAUUGUGGUGGCCAACUGCAGCUCCCAUGCCCGCGAUAUCCUCGUGGAAGUCGAGCAAGGCGACGCUUUCUUGCUUGCAGGUGCGCGCCGCAAGCACCUCUUCAUGCUCAUGCCGAACGAGACGCGCACCACGCGUGUACAGCUCAUGGCCCGCCACGCUGGACUGCAUCCCUUGCCCAAGGUGCGUGCAUACGAGCUGCGGCCCCAGAGUGAGCCGAUCACACUCGGCGUGCCCUUGCCCGGUGUCCUGGAAGUCGUUUAA